Molecule: messenger RNA, 3216 nt
Organism: Bactrocera tryoni
Lineage: Eukaryota; Metazoa; Arthropoda; Insecta; Diptera; Tephritidae
Gene: Su(var)3-7
Product: protein suppressor of variegation 3-7
Exons: 8
Coding region: 198-3056 (952 amino acids)
Molecular function (GO): DNA binding; zinc ion binding
Source: RefSeq, a predicted model, not a curated record
CGAAGUUUGAGUGUAUUAUUUGCUCUUCGUCCUAAGAAAAAUAUAUUUAAUAUAUUCUCAGGUGUUAGAAUAUAUUAAAGAGAUUUCUGAAAUGUUAUUUUAUACUUUGGUCAAUUAAUUUUUAUAUUUUGGUUUCAAAAACUUAAAUCGACGUUCAAAGCAAAAUUGGCGGCAAUAAAUCCUUUUCAAUUUAUAAAAUGGAGUUUGUGUGUUUAAGAAAUAUAAGCAUAAAGGACGAACCAGUUGAUUAUACUGACAAUAUUGAAAGUUCAGAGGUGAUGAUUGAGUCUGAAGAACGCACUAUAGUUGAUGUAGAUCCGAUGAAUUUGUUGGAAGCUAUAGCUGAACGCUGUAGUGAAGACGACCAAGAAGUCAACGUGACAUCAAAUUGUGAUGAUGUGGGGUUAAGUGAUAAGUGGAAAAAUUGGAUAAGAACCUAUCCCUGGUUGUUGCGUAGAACUGAGGGUAAACGCCUAGGUUUCUGCCUCUAUUGUGGCAAGGAUAUGAAUGUUGAGGGUGCUUGUUCUCUACAAAGGCAUGAUGGGGCAAUGAUACACAAAGAAAGGCAACAUAACUAUGAACAAUUUUUACAUUCUUGCAAGGAGGCCUUUAAUGAAGAUGGGUUAUCUGCCAUAAAAAAUGAAGUUGAUGAUUUUAAUGCGCAGCGAAUUUCAACGGAAUUAAUAAGAAAACGUUUGGAAAGAUCCAAAGAUUUGAAUGAUUUUAACUGGACUAAUUGGCAAAAAGCACACUGCUGGUUAGUACGUCAGAAUCAUGCUGAUGAGUGCGGAACUAAGGGUUACUGCAAAUACUGCAAUUGUGUUUUCGAUGUAGAAUUUUCCCUCAAUAGACAAAGGCACGAAAAUUCUAUUAAACACAAACUUAACGAGAAGAUGUUUUAUAGUCAAACGGUUAAUGGAGAAAAUUCUAUUAAUUUGGGAGAAAUAUGUGGAAAUGGAUUCGAGGCAGCAGGAUACGUGGAAAUUGAUGAAAAUAAUAUACGAAUGGACAAUCGUGCCAAAAAUAAAGUGUUAAAGGGGCGCCUUUUCGAUAAAGUUCCAAAUUCUAGUAAGCAAAGGUGUUGUCGGAUUUGCAAAGUGAUAAUGGACAAACAUAGCUGCCGAAAACAUUUAAAGACGAAAUUGCAUAAGAAGAACAUGCACGCAUUCGCAUAUAGUGCCAGAAAAGAUAAAAUUAACAAAGGAAAUGUCAAUGAUAAUAUGCCAAUCGACUGGAGUAAAUAUACGAAAUUUCAUAAAUGGAUUUGUGCUGACCCAGAUGAUCCCAAGUAUGCCUACUGUUCCUACUGCGAGAAAAGAUUUAUGUACGGCUUGUCAACGGUAAAAAAGAACCUACAUGAAAAAUCACAAUCACAUUGCGAAGCCAUGAAGCGAAAACUAAUAAACGGAACUCUGAAUAACGAACUGGAAAACCAAGAUGAAACUGGGCAGUUAAAUGAAGGAGAUAGCGUAAAUUUUGACGCCGACGAAAGUGAUCGAUCAACAGUCGACAAUGUCUUGAAACGCAAACGAGCGAUGUAUACAGAUGAGUGGUUUGAACUAAAUCCAUGCUAUCAGCGAAACCAAGAGGAUGAAGAUUAUAUCUAUUGUAAAUGUUGUAAAGUGCAGCUCCUAAUUAAAAACUUAAAUUUAGGCAAACACGAAAGAGCUGAACGUCACAGAUUUUCCAAAAGUGCUUAUAUUCAAAAUACGAAGCGGGAAAAGCUAGACAGCAGUUUAGAGGAGCCUAGAGAAAGCGUUGUCAACGUACCAUGGAUGCGACGAACAAAGAACGGCCAAACUUAUUGUAAAUACUGUCGUGUAGUUAUUUCAAAUCAGUAUAAGCCUGCUCUACAUGAGAAAACAGAACGACAUAAAUUCGCAACUCAAAAAUUUCUAGCCCGGAGAAAUAUGAUGUUGGCGGAAGGAGAUAUAAUGAAAACCGAAAAGCAUCAAUUUAAUGUUCCCCACGAUGAAGGUGGAGUUAGCGAGGAAGAGGUUAAACCGGUAAUGGAUGCCGGUGGUAAUCCACAAAAUUGGCAUAAGCAGUAUGUGUGGUUAAUAUUCAGCGAAACCGAAUCACGGGAGCACUACGGUUACUGCAAUUACUGUAAACAAAGCGUAUUUGUACCCACUAACAAAUUUGCGUCCAAACAUGAAUGCACCGCAAUGCACAUACGCGCGCAUCUAACACGACAAAACGAAACAGGAGCAUCACAAAAUUCAAAAACGGAGGACACACCUACGCAAAGUAACGCCAUCGGAAAAUUUAAGUUAUAUAAAUGGCUUUUAGCUGAUCCCGAAGGCAAUAGGAGUUUUGGAUAUUGCAAAUACUGCAAAACUCGCGUUAUGACUGAAGGUUUAUUGGCUUUAGCUCAUCAUAAUUCGCGUAGUCAUCGAAAAGCGACCAACAGUUAUUUACAGAAUCCGGAUACUGAGAUUGCCGAGGAGAACAAUCAAAUGCACAUACUAGACGAUAGGAUCCAGCAAACUAUGGAAAACAUUAAUCCAGAUGAAUCUGGUUCCGAAACAUCACUGGCUACUCGACUGACUAAUGCUCAUACCGAGAUGCUUAGCUUGAUUCGUGAAAUGAGGGGUAAUAAGACGCGACAGAAUAUGACAAUACUAUCCGGUCCAUUGUCCGCAGCUGCAUCCCUAUCACCUUCGGAUGCUGAUAUAUGCUAUUCACGUGUAUCCGAACAGCGCAAUGGCAAGCUGGAGUUCAAUGUAUUAAGUCAGGCUAAGCGUGAGCGAAACACAUACGAUUUAUUCUUUGAGAGUAUGAAUGAAACCGUAAAAAGAUUACCCUCGGAUUUGGCGGCUGAGAGUCGAAUUAAAAUUAUGCAAAUUGUCUAUGAUUUGGAAAUGCGCGCAUUACAGCGAAACCCUCAAUCAACACAAAGUCCGAAUACGACACCGUUGUCGUCGCGCUCAACGUUGGCCAUGAGGGAGCGCAGCGCUUCGGUUACAAAGCCGAAUUCUGAUUCGAUCAUUCCAGAUAACAAUGAGCAAAGUACAAAUGAAACAAAUCAGAGUGUUACCAGCGAUGCGCCAUAACUAGAUUGUAUAUGCUAUUUGCAUUUUUUACAUCUUUUUAACGUUUUUAAACAUUAGUCUUUAUUUUGAUAAUCAAUUUCACAACUGUUAAGGAAUAUUUUCAGUAUACCCUUAUAAAUAUAAUGUAUAACAAUUAUAAUAAAUCAUUAUUGGUUAUGAA